Hypoxylon fragiforme is the source of this 723-nucleotide messenger RNA. RefSeq lists its product as uncharacterized. Bases 199 to 546 code for a protein of 115 amino acids. The record is from RefSeq and is a predicted model, not a curated record. NCBI's taxonomy places the organism in Eukaryota, Fungi, Ascomycota, Sordariomycetes, Xylariales, Hypoxylaceae. The transcript has 2 exons.
CUCUGGAAUGCCCCGCAUCGACCAACUAACCGAACAUUGAAAGGUGCCUACCUAGGUACCUACCUACCCUCUUGACUAACGUUGAAGCAGAAACAGAAACAAGAAUAUUUUUUGUCGUAAGAGAUUUCUUACAUCUACUGUAUAUUCCAAAUGUACUUCCACAUACCUAAAUCUAUUUUCAACAGUGUGACAUAGGUAAUGAAUUUCACCGCCGCCGCCGCCAACGACGACGACCACCUGAAGCGGUGCUGGAGGAUCCAGCACUGCAAGGGCUGUCUCGGGCAGCAGUCUGAUUGCAGUUGGUGUCCAUUUUCAUGGACCUGCGUCCCCAACCGCCACAAAGUGCCCUUCCUCGCGCCAGCAUGGGACGACAAUGCGUGUCCGCACUGGGCGGAGCGCUGGGAGAUGCGCACGCGGCCGCUUGGGUGUCAGGUAUCGACGAUUACGACGCUGACAUCGCUCGUAUCGAUAUUGUCUACACUUGUCCUCGUGUUGCUUGUUACGAUUGUGGUGUUUGGAAUCAACAAGCUAAAGAGGUAUGUAUAGCAGGGACAAGAACAAUGCUGGAUGGUGGAGGAUAUGGAGGUAUGACGGGCGGCAGCGACAAAGGGAUCACACGAGGAUGAGAGAAGAGAAUAAUGAUAGUGCUCAAGAACGAAACAGCGAGCGCGAGCCUUUACUACCAUCUUAGGGUACUACAGAAGCCGGCAAUUCAGUCAUAGC